Clonostachys byssicola is the source of this 21222-nucleotide messenger RNA. Lineage: Eukaryota; Fungi; Ascomycota; Sordariomycetes; Hypocreales; Bionectriaceae. The record is from the annotation of a GenBank genome assembly.
AUGGCAGAUUCCCGUCGCCGGAGCCCCGACAGCUCCAGAAGGCGUAGGAGCGAGGGAAGAAGAGACUCUCGCGAGUACACUGCCAAUCGGUCGAACAUGCCGUCCUAUUACACCGACCAACAGCCACAACAACAACACCAACAGCCCAGGCCGUACGUGACGCCGCAGAAUUCGACGCCCCAGUCCCAACACCACUAUGAAUACCAGCAAUACUCCCAGCAGCGGCAGUCGCAGUCGGCGCGCCGUUCGCGAGCACCCUCUAGCAGCUCGUCGUCGGGCAGCACUAACUCAUCAUCAUUAAUGGACAUAUCCCGAUUCCAGGACACGAAGACGUUUGGUGGCGUCUUCAGCACAUUUUUCCGAGCACCAUCGGAGCGACGGAGGGUGAGGCGGAGGAGGAGCGGCAAGAAGAAGUCGCGCGUCCUCUACUUUGGAAACUCGUCGUCCUCGUCAGUCAAUUCGGAUCUGGCUUACGGCACCGGGAGGAGCCGCGACUUCAGCCAACAGCACACUCCAACCCACGCGCCGGUCCAGCCUGCAACUUACGCGGCGGCGCAUCACUCCUCGCCCCAUGGACAGAACCCCCCCUACUACCAGCAGCAGCAACAGCAGCAGCAGCCGCAACCGCAGCCUUUCUUUAACAACGAGCCUCACCGCCCGCUCCAUGCCGAGCCACAGUCCAUCAAUCCGGUAGGUGUCGCCGCCGCAGGGGCAGCGGCCGGCGUGGCCGCGAGUGCGGCGCUGGGCCUGGCUGCCGACUACUAUCAUCCCGAUGUCCAGAUCCCAUCUAAGCCGGCCACGCCCCAGCGACGGAAGACGGAUGAUGAGAUCAUGGCGAUCGGUCGCCAGCUGUCCGACCUUGCCAAGCGCCAGAACGAGGAGGACCUGAGGGCGCGAGGCGUAACUCGACCAUCACGGUUAGUAUCCGCCGCUGCCAAGAUUGAAGAGUAUCGCAAGUUGAGGAAGUCUAGAAAAAAUAACAUGAACCGCGGGCUGGUGUACUCCAAGCCGCACCGCGACUCCUCUGAUGAUGACUCGGAUUGGGAAUCGGCUUCCGACGACGAUUCGUCCGAGGAUAGCGCCGAUUCUGAGAUGGCGUACGGAACCGUUGUGUCGCAGGCCAUCCGCCCCUCAACUGCAGCCAUUGGUGCCGCGGGCGCUGCGGCAGCGUAUGGAAGAUACUCGAACAACAACAACAACAAUAGCCGUCCCGGAUACGGUAACCGGAAUGUUGUUGACCCGACGUUAUUUGGACCCUACAAUUCACUCCGUGGGAUGAUCAACACACCCUGCGGUUUUGGAGAUGAGCGGAACGGAGCAGCCCAGCACAAGGGACCUAAUCCUCUGAAGCGCUCCUCGACAGAACCGUUGGGGCCUAUGCAUAAUGUCUACCCGAUGCCAACCUCUGAUCCACUCAGGUUUAACGCCGGUCGUGACCCCCGCCAUGAGCAUACGCGCCCUGCACCUGUUCCGUUGCAGCACCCCGCCCCGAGGACCCCUGUGCCUGACAAGGUCUUCAGGGCAGAUAAGAUCGAGGACGUCAGUCGCAGGGAGUCUGCACGCGAUCGUUCAGACUCUUCCCCGGGUUUCGGAAAGAUGGCUGCCGGUGCUGCGGCUGCUGGCGUUGCCGCCGCGGUGAUUGGCGGAGCGUUGACCAAGGACAAGAGCAAGGACGACCACGAGUCUCGAGACCACCGUAAUGGUGACGAUAAGGAUCGGGAGAAGCGAUCCCGCCGAGCCGAUCGGGAAGACGAGAAUGAUACGGAGUCGCGGAAGUCGAGGCCUUCGUCCCAGUUCCGAGACGAGGUCGACAAGUACGCCAGGUAUGCCAAUGAAAGGUCCUCCAAGUCCAAAGGCGACAAGUCCUCCAAAUCCAGAGACGACAAGUACUCUCAGUAUUCCGAUGAUAGGGCCUCCAAGUACGACGAUGACAGAGGCUAUAAGUACGAUGAUGACAAGUCCUCAAAGUCAAGAGAAAAGUCAAGAGACAGCAAAUACUCUGGGUAUGCCGAUGACAAGGUGUCCAAGUACGAUGAUGACAAGUACUCGAAAUACAGUAACGCAAAGUCCUCGAAACGCGAUGACAAGGUUUCUAAGUACGAAGACGACAAGUACUCUAAAUCUAGAGACGACAAGCACUCAAAGUACGGAGAUGACAAGUAUUCCAAGUACGAGGACGACAAGUACUCUAAAUAUAGAGAUGACAAAUACUCCAAGUACGGAGACGACAGAUACUCCAAAUAUGGAGAGUCUUCGAAAUCCAAGGACUACGAGGAGCCUUCCAAUUCUCGAGAACUUCCAGCUCUGCAGAAGCUUCCCUACGAAUCCACUCCUGCUUCCGACACUUCCUCAAAGGCGCCAGUUGACCCCUUCCAAUUUCAGGUUGACAAUUUCAUGACGCCUGCAGUGUCAGACCCCGCACGCCCUUUGACUCCCAUGGUGGUGACGGUUGAUCGCGAACCAGUAUUUGAUGACGAUUCCCCGCCGUACACGCCACCAGGUGAUAGGAGGAUGAGUCGGAAAGACUCCUUCGAGCUUGAGCAGCAGUAUCAGACGAGGGCAGCUGACGAAUUCCCGAGUUUUGUCAGCCGCGUCGCUCCUGCUGUAGUGCCUGCCGCAGCAGCAGCAGUAGCCGCUGGUGCGAUUGUCGCGGCAUCGAAGUCUGACGAUGUUCCUAAAUCUACUGAGCCUUCACGCGAGCGCAAAAAGGAGAGCAGGAGUAGGAGCAGAAGUGAGAGGAAAGCUACAGAGUCCAAAGACGAAAUCCAGGAACAGGCAGACCGAUAUUAUCGAGAAGCAGAGCAAGCUAGGAAGAAGGCAUCUGAAGAGAUACGGUCUCGUAGCCCGUCCCCCGAGGCUAAAGGAAACGAGCGUGAGCACGUCCGCGUUGUCACACCGCCCGGGUAUCGGGAACGUACCAAAGGGCUUUUCGACGGACCGAAUGCUGAUGUGUUGAUCGACCACAUGUUCUUUCCACAAGAAUCAGAGCGGUUCCGCACAGAGCGCAGAUUGGACGGCAGCUUUGCUUCAGCGAGAGACCCCUCUGCUGACGGAGAGCGACCUGUUCUGAACCUCACAUACCCUACCCCCGAGUCAAGCCGCGCCCCCUCGAGUUCUCGUGAGCCUGACCCUGCACCGGAGAAGGAACCGGAGAAGGAGCCGGAGUGGGACAAUGUCCGAGAUGUUGAGCCCGAGGCUAACAAGCGCCGAGAUUACCAUGAUGACACGUCAAGAUCUGACGUUGGUACUCGGCGUAGUAAUGAUGAGAGAGACGACACCACCUCGACAUAUGUGAUCGGAGCGGGCUCCUAUGACCAGGUGACAGUAGCGCCCCCCACUCCCAAGUCAGUGAAAUGGGGAGAAAAUGAGACCAAGAGCUACGAAGUCAUCACUCCCGAGGCAAGAGACGAUGUCGAACAUGACUUCAGUCGCUCUCAACCUGACGACAAGCCACGCCCUCGCCUGGAGAAGGGUAGUCAGUGGGGUAUGAUGGCUGCUGCAUUGGCCGCCGGUGCCGCCGGUGCCGCUGGAACCUUUGCCGGUUCAAUCAUUGGAUCGAAAUCUCGAGAGGAUGACGAUGCAGGCUCAUCGCGAUCCCUUGAGAAGCAGUCAACGGACGGUAGCUUUGACAAGUUGGAUGAUCUGAUGGAUGCCCCCCCUGUCCCAGGACCUAAGCCUGCAAGCCCUAAGCCAGAGCAUAUGCCUGGUGGUUAUGCAGACGACAUCGAAUUCGCCGCAACCCUGGCAGCGGGUCUGAAGCACACGGGCUUUGAUGCCAACAUUGUGAUUGAUGACCCCACGUAUCAUCGAAGAGACUCACCCCCUGGUUCGAAUGAACUGAACGGCAAGCACUACUAUCCCCCUGCGGUGGACUCUGUAUCAGACUUGAGUCUCCAAGAGAAGCAUCGCGGCCCCGAGCCGGGCUUCGUUCUGGGUGAAGUUGAAACGCCCAAGGACGAAUCCCUGCCGUUUCAGGAUACCGAAGACUCUGCUUUGAAAAAGCUGAGCAAGAAGGAGAGGAAGAGACUUGCGAAGCUCGCAAAGGAGUCCUCUGAUGUUGCCGACGCGUCACAAGUCUCAUAUGAGCCGGAGUCCCAGUCAAGAGCUAUAUACGAGGACCCUGAACAAGCCGAGCCGGAGCCGAAGCUUAGCAAGAAGGAAAAGCGCAGGCGAGAGAAGGCUGCAAGAGAGUCCAUUCUCGAUGGACAGGACAGUGAUGGGCAGAUUUAUGCUGAGCCAGAACCCCUCAAUCACUCUGAAGCAUCCUGGGAAAACUGGGAAGAUACCUCGGAUCUGAAAUCACGAGUUUCGAGAGCUCGGGGCAUCGAUAGUUCCGAGCAUUCGCUCGUUUCGGCACCGAUCGGUUCACCAUCAGAGGUGAGGUCAUCCAGGGCGAUCCACUCAGAUGACGAAUGGGAGUCCACCAAGAAGUCAAAGAAGAAAUCGAAACGUAGCUCAGGCUAUGAUUCCCCUUCACGAGACUUACCCGUACGAUCGGCUACGGCAUCGGAGGUCGGUGUCGAGGAUUCAGGGAAGAAGAGCAGGAAGUCGAAGCGAAGAAGCGGCACGGACGACGACUUUUACAGAUAUGAUGACGAGCGACGGAGUCGAACCCGUGAUCUCUUCGAGGACCGCGAAGUCAGUUCGAUAGUAUCUGAGCCUCGCACCGAGGACCGACAGAGGAAGAGUCGUAGCAGCAAAACCGAUUACCGUUAUGACGACGAUGACACCAAGUCUGUUGCUUCCGCUCCUGGUUCAUCACGGAAGAGCAGGGAGUCUGAGAGGAGCAAGGAGCCCGACAGGAGAUCAAGUGGACUAUUUUCGAGCAUAUUCAAGUCCAGCAAAGAUGGUGAAAAGCAGAAGAAGGAUUCUUUUUUAGGUAAUGCCGGCACUUUUGGCGCGGGUGUCGGCAUCCUAGGAAUUGGGGCAGCAGCUCUCACUCCUUUCAACGCCAACAAUGCUUUCUCGGAAAAGAAGACUGACCAUGAGGAUAUUUCUGAAUGGUCGCGUAAUGUCGAGAAUUAUGACCCCGACAUCGUGGCUCGUGCAAUAAAGCCGGCCAUUGAUCCCCAGUAUGGGGAUCUUCUUCCACUUCCCCCAAGUGAGCCUGGUACGCCUGUGGGCACGCCAGAGGAACUUCCUACCUUACCGGAUAGCCGGCCAGAUACUCCUCCAGAGGAGCGAGCAUUCAGGCGUGACCGUCCAUUUCACAACCGGCGACGAAGUGCUCAGGAGACGCCGUCCAAAACUCCUAGCAACACCGCCAUCCCCAUCCAACUCCGAAUGGGAGGCCGAUCUGGGCCCUCUUCCCCGGCUCUUUUCAAGGCUUCGCCCAUAAGCUCCCCUGUUGUUGGCAUGGCCGAAAGCCCGACCAGAUCCAGCCCAACGGUGGUGCGACGACCUACCUCAUGGGAUAGCAGCCGCGAGUUCAAGCCACUGUACUUGGUCGAGCACUCUCGCCAUAUCUCCAUCGACGCGCCCAUCCUGGAAGCCGAUCUCCCUCCUUUGCCUCCAAGCGAAUCAUCCGCUCGCGGGUCUCCUCCCGAGUCUGAAGGCUGGGAGUCUGCCCACGAAUAUGCACAGGCUAUGAAUGACCGAGGAUUCGACUACGGCCACUACGGUGAUAAUUCUGGAUUGCGACUUGAUACAUCUUUGCCUCUGGCGCAGCCUACCCACGACGAGGCUGGCUCUCAGGAAAGCACACCCAAGGCUGAAACGAGGCCAGAGUUUCCAGAUAUGUCAUCGCUUCCAAGAGCUCUUGAUCAGGGCGAGCCGAGUACCCUGGGUAGCCCAAUCGAGAUGCGCCAGCCGGAGCCUGAGCCUGUUGAAUCCACAUCAAGAGAUAGAAGUUCAUACCUGCUGCAGUCUGCCCCCUCAUCUGAGAAGUCAAUUCGGUCCAUUCGCGGAGAUUUCGACGACUACAGGUUGCCUGAGGCUCCCAACUCUCCCACCAGGAGGUACGGUGCAGAGGAAAUGCCCGUGGUAGGCUAUAAGGAUGACCUGGCCUCUGGUGAUGACCACUUCUCCGAUGCUCAUGACAUUAGCAGCGUCAGAUCCGUUGAGCUAAUUUCUGAUACUGUUAAGGGCAAGGGCAAGAGUGUAGAGUUUGUCGAACCUUGGGUUGCUGAAGAUGUCUCUACCUCUGGAGAUGCGCUUGCCAUCGAACGGGCUCCUGCCGCUGAAGAUGCUUCCGUCAUCGAGAAGACUCCUGCUACUGAGGAGAUCUCUUCUAUUGAAAAGGCUCCUGCCACUGAAGCUAUCCCUGUCGUCGGAGCGACUCCGAUUGUUGAAGAGGUCUUAUCUGUCGAAAAGGCAGCCGCCACUGGAGAUGUCCCUGUCAUUGAAGCGACUCCUAUUGUUGAAGAGGUCUCUGCCGAAAAGACUCCUGCCACUGAAGAUGUCUCUGUCAUUGAAAAGACUCCUGUCGUUGAAGAGGUCUCGUUUGCUGAAAAGGCUCCUGCCACCGAGGAAAUCUCUUCUACUGAAAAGACUCCUGUUGUCGAAGAGGUCUCUGCCACUGAGGAUAUUUCUGUUAUUGAAAACACUCCGACUGUUGAAGAGGCCCCUGUCGUUGAAAAGGUUCCUGUCACCAAGGAAAUCUCUUCUAUCGAAAAGGCUCCUAUUACCGAGGAGACUUCUGUCGAACAGGCUCCUGUGGCAGAGGAAACACCUAUUACUAAAGAGGUCCCUGUUACUGGGGAGGAAGAGCCCACGGCUGAGGAGUUAAGCAAAAUGUCGGCUAAGGACAGGAAGAAGGCUAAGAGAGCAGCUAAGAAGAGAGCUGAGGCGCUGGCUCUUGGCGCUACCGAAGACGUUUCUGUCGCUGAAACGGCACCUGCCGCCGAAGUUGUCCCUGUCAUUGAAAGCACUCCGGCACUUGAAGAGGCCCCUGCCACUGAAGAUGUCUCUGUCGCUGAUAAUGUUCCUGCCACUGAGGAAAUCUCUUCUAUCGAAAAGACACCUGUCACCGAGGAAAUCUCUUCUAUUGAAAAGGCACUUGCCACCGAAGAUGUUUCUGCUGCUGAAAAGGCUCCUGCCACUGAGGAAAUCUCUUCUAUCGAAAAGGCCCCGGUUGCCGAAGAGAUUUCUUCCGUCGAAAAGGCACCUCUCACUGAGGCGACACCUGUUACCAAAGAGGUCCCUGGGGAGGAAGAGCCUACUGCUGAGGAAUUAAGUAAAAUGUCAGCAAAGGAUAGGAAGAAGGCCAAGAGAGCGGCCAAGAAGAGAGCCGAGGCGCUGGCUCUUGGCCUUGCUGCUGGUGUAGCUGUCGGUGUUGCUGCUAAUACUUCGAAAUCGACUGAGUCCGAAACGCCUGCGCCUACAGAGGAAGAAACUUCUGCCCUUGAACAAGCACCUGCCAAUGACAAGGCCAUUACCACAGAAGAGAUUCCUCCAGUAGAAAAUGCCCCUAUUGCAGAUGAAGCUUCUACAACAGAAAAGGCCCUUAAUGCGGACGAGGCUCCAACAGCAGAAAUACCCCCCACCACCGAGGAGAUUCCCCUGACAGACAAUGCCCCUUUUGAGGAUGAAGCCCUGACUACAGAAAAGGCCGUGGUUGCGGAUGAGACACCAAUAGCAGAAAAUGUUCUCACCACAGAGGAGACCCCCAUGGUAGAAGAGGUUCCUACUACAGAUGACGCCCCGAUCACAGAAAAGGCCCUCGUCGCCGAAGAUGCUCCUACGCCAGAAAAUCUUGUUAUCACAGAGGAGGUUCCUACGACAGAGAAACUUCCUACUGCCGCUGAGGUUGCUCUCACAGAAGAGGUCCCAACUGCAGAACAGGUUCCUGCCGUAGAGGAGGUUCCUAGCACAGAACAGGCUCCCCGUAUAGACGAGACCCCGAUCGCAGAAGAGGCCCUGGCUCCAAAGGGUGCUCCUCCCAUUGAGGAAGCACCUGUCACAGAGGAUACUUCAAUCGCCAAGGAGCUUCCUGCUACAGCGGAAACCUCCACUGAGGAAGCCCCUACUAAGGAGGAAGCCCCUGCUGUAGAGGAAGCCCCUACUACUGAGGAAGCACCUGCUAUAGAGGAAGCCCCAAGGAAGGAGGAAGCCCUUGCGUCAGAGGAGCCUACUAUUGCCAAGGAGGCUCCUGCCACCGAGGAGCCCCCCACUACAGAGGAAGCCAUUACUCCUAAGGAUAUUCCUGCUAUUACAGAGGAUUCAGUUCCAGAUGAGGUUACUAGGGCUAAGGAGGUUCUUCCUAUGGAAGAGGCUCCGGCUACAGAAAAGGCCACAAUUCCUCAAGACAUUUCUACCACCCCGGAUGCUUCUGUCGUCAAGGAAGGCCCUGUUUUAGACGAUGUAGCGACUUCCAAGGAGAUAUCUGCCUUGGAAGAGACUCCAGUUGUAACGGAGGAUCCUGCUGUCGAGGCUGCCCGUGUUGCAAGAGACGCUGAAAUUGCAGCAGAGGAAGCAGAACUCGCUGCGCUAGAGCUCAAGAAGUCAAAGAAGACAGGCAGACAUAUUCUGAGAAAGGAUAGGGAGCGCUAUGCAGUCUUGGUCGCAAACGCAGAACAGCGCGCCGCAGAGCAAGCAGCACGUGAGGCUUCCACCGCCGAAGUGACCCCUCCUACAAAAGAAAAUGCAGAAGAGACCCCAAGCACCAAAGAGGCUCCUGCCACCGAGGAGACUGUUGAAGAAGCACCCGUCGCUCAAGAACACUCUGUCACGGAGACUGCUACAGAGACCUCCGUUGCUCAAGAUAUCCCUGCUACAGAGACUACAGAGGAAGCCCCUGUCGUUAAAGACGUCUCUGCCACGGAUGGGACUACUGAAGAGACUGCAGUCUCCAAAGAGGCAACUGCUACAGAGGCAGCUGGUGAAGAGACCCCUAUUGCAGAAGAAAUCCCUGUGCCAAAGGAGGCCCCUACCGUCGAGGAGGCUUCUUCCGCAGAGCAAGCCAUUGAAGAGACUCCCGUCCCCACAGAUGUCUCUAUCACAGAGAAGACGGCCGAGGAGACACCCAUCGCUGAAGAUAUCCCUGCCGUAGAGACUGCUGAAGAGACCCCCAUCGUCGAAGAGAUCCCAGCCACGGACGAGACUGCUGCAGAAGCUCCAGCUCCCAAAGAGAUAGCUGCUACAGAACAGCCUUCUGAAGAGGCCCCCAUCAUCGCAGAGCCCCCUGCUAUAGAGGAGACAGUUGAAGUAAUUCCCGUUUCCAAAGAGGCCUCUUACACCGAGGAGAUAUCUGCUCCAGAAGAGCCUCCUGUUGCUAAAGAGGCUCCGAUUGUAAAAGAGGACCCUGCUAUCGAGGCUGCUCGUGCUGCGAGAGAGGCAGAAAUUGUAGCAGAGGAACAUGAGCUUGCUGCCCUGGAGUUCAAGAAGUUAAAGAGGGGUAGACUUACUAUGAAGAAAGACAGGGAACGCUACGCGGUCUUACAGGCAAACGCCGCGCAACGUGCUGCAGAAAAAGAGGCUAGAGAAGCAGAAGAGCGAGCAGCCCGUGAAGCUCCCAUCGAUAAGGACGUUCCAGCUGUCAAAGAGGCUCCUGCCGAAGAGGCCCCGGUCACUAAGGAGAUCCCUACUACAGAAGAAUCUACUUUCCAAGCGGCGCCCAUUACCAAUGAGGGUCCGGUUACAGAGGAGGUGCCUGCUGCUAAAACAGAUGACAUUUCCGCUUCGAAGGAGGUUCCUGCUGUUGAAGAAGAACCAACUGCUGAAGAAUUAAGCAAAAUGUCAGCCAAGGACAGGAAGAAGGCUAAGAGAGCGGCUAAGAAGAGAGCCGACGCGCUGGCUUCAGAGACAGCGACUGACUCACAAAUACCUGCCGCAGCAGACGAAACAACCCCUGCGACAGUGGCUGAGGACGCUGAGCAGCCAUCUGUUCGAGAGUCAAAGUCGGGUGGAGAUCUUUCAGUGCAGCCUGAGCCCGAUACUUCGGCAGAAGUUGUAGCCGGAGAUGAAAAAUCUAUUGAGGAUAAGCCCCUCGAAGACAAGCCUGCCGAAGAAAAGCCCUUUGAGGAUAAGCUCGCCGAAGAUAAGCUCGCCGAAGAUAAGCCAGUCGAAGACAAGCCAGUUGAAGACAAGCCUACUGAAGACAAGCCUGCUGAGAAUAAGCCUGCCGAAGACCAGCCCGCUGAAGGUAAGCUAGCUGAAGACAAGCCUGCCGAGGAUCAGCCUGCCGAAGAUAAGCCUGUGGAUGAGCUUUCAACUGCCCUGCCAGAGGCCGUUGGCGAUGUAGAGCAGCCCAAAGUGGAGAGCCACAGCAACACUGAUGCCUUGAAUGAUGCACCAUCGGAAACUGCCCUGGUGGAGGAGACUGCCACCGCCAAGACUACUCAGGAACUUGAAGCAGCAGAAGAUGAGCUGGCUGAACCCAAAGCUGAAUCUCAACCCGAGCCCGUUGACCCGGAGACCACACCGAAGAAGUCAAAGAAGAAAAAGAAGAAGGGCAAAGGAGGAGCACAGGACGUUGAGGAAUCUCAACCUGAGGUUUCUCAGACUGAAGAGACUUCUAAAUCUGAAGAGAAACGUAGCGAUCUCUCUGAACCAGCUACUGAGUCGGCACUUGUGCCAGUUUCUGAAGCCACUGCUGAAUCUACCGAGGCAAAGUCAGAGCAAGUCCUUAAAACUACGCUGGAGCCAGCCACUGAGCCCGUUGCUGAGACCACGUCGGAGGCACCUGUCACGGACACUGCAAUUGGGUCAACCAUUGAUGACCGUGGAGAUGUUGAAGCCAUAGCACAGUCAAUUGAAGCUGACACCUCGAACGAUGCCCCGCCCGAAACUUCGCUUUCUACUCAAGAAGAACCCACUGCUGAAGAUUUAAGUAAAAUGUCGGCGAAGGAGAGAAAGAAGGCGAAGAAGGCGGCGAAAAAGAAGAGCCAGCUUGCUGAGGACGCAUCCUCCAAAGCGGAACAAGAACUCAAAGAAGCGCCUCAGGAGGAACUCAAGGAGGAAACCAAGGAGGAAACCAAGGAGGAAGCCAAGGCAGAACCUAAGGAGGAAGCCAAGGAAGAAUCUAAGGACGAAUCCAAAAAAGAGACCAAGGAGGAAGCCAAAGAAGAAUCUAAGGAGGAAUCUAAGGAGGCACCCUUGGAGGAACCAAGGGCUUUGGCCGACGCUAGCUCUACAGAGGUCCAUGAACACGACGCCACUCAAGAAGCUCCUACGGAUGACCUUGCUAUUACUGAGCAAGUACGCGGCGAUGCUGAAUUUGGAGCUGUCCCAGGGGAGCCGUUUGUUUCCCAGGAUCCUGUCUCUCAGCUGGACGAGGACGUAACUUCUCCAUCGAAGAGUAAGAAGAAAAAGAAGCGCAAGUCCGUGCAGCUCGAUGAUACACCUAAAGUUUCUGGCGAGACCACAGGUGAUCUAGAGUCCAAGACAGAAAAAACUGAAGACCAGCCAGAGAGGCAGGAAGAGUCAAAAGUCGAGGACCUGACUACAGCGGAACCUCAGAUAAUUACCGAGACGCAGCAGCUUUCCGAGGAACCCAUCGGCGACGGCAAUUCCACACUCGAUACCCAACAAGCUGCCGCUGCUACCGAGGCAGAUACGAAAGCACCCGAACCUACCGAUGAUUUGACGACAAGCCAGGAUCUGAUCUCAGAGCCGUUGUUCUCCCAAAAUGAGAGACAGGCAGAAGCCACGGAGGAACCUUCUUCAACAGAACCCACCCAAGUCACUGUGCCGGUUGUAGAAGAACCAGAAGAAGCUACGAGCUCUAAAAAGAAAAAGAACAAGAAAAAGAAGAGCAAGCAGGCAGCCGCAGAACUUGAUGUAUCGGAGACACCUACGCCGGAUAUUACUUCGAUUCCAGGAGACCAAGAGCAACCCAGCGGCGAUAAAGAGACCCCCAGCGCCACUGUCAUCUCAUCGCCAGCGCCGGUUCCCAAGGCUGAGGUUGAUGAUAACGCCAAGGAACAAAAGCCCAAAGACGAUACAGCAGGAUCAGGCUGGGGGUUUCUAAACAAGUUCUUUGGAAGGAAAGCCUCGGAUCAGGAGCCUCAAGAUGUGCCCAGAGAAACCAAAGCCGACACUCAAGACAGAAAAGCAGACGGACAGGGCGCAAGUGAUGUCCCUCAAAUCUCUAGAGAAACCGAUGCGAAGACAGAGAAGUCUAAAUCCGGUGAUUUUGGUUCACUCGACACUCCUGACGCCGGUAAAGAAGACCCCAAGGCUGAAGCGCCAGGCUCUAGUGAUAUUCCUAUCGGUGGAGAGGUCACUGCCGACACAGAGGAGUCUAAAGAUGAAACUCCCGCUGCAGAGGCACAAGACAAACUGCCUGGAGAUGAACCGCUUAGUCCUACCAGCAAGAAGGCAAAGAAGAAGGCCAAGAAGCAGCAGGCCAGGCUAAGCUUAGGCAGCACUCCAGAGACGCCACCAGAAACAACCCAAGACACGGCACCCGAUCCUGCAGAAGAAGCGGUUAAGGUGGUGGAACAACCCGAAGCUGUGGAGCAGAAUGUGAAAGACGAACAAACCAUCCCCGAAACGACUGAAGUCUCUACCGUUGAACCUGAGGUAGUAGCUGAAUCUGGCGAGGCUCAGCCCGAGGAAGCUUCAAACGAACCUUCUACAGAUCCCAAGUUGGAUGCCGAAGUACCUGCUCCUGAGCAGGAGGCCGAAGCCGAGACAUCGAAGAAGAGCAAGAAAAAGAAGAAGAAGAAGGGCGGUGCGGAUUCCCCGGUUCAAUUGCCCAACACAGAUGCUGAUUUGCCGGAUUCUUCCCUUCAGGAAACCGAUAGGACCCCGGAUACUGGCCGAAUCCAGGAUAGCGGAACCGAAAACGUCGUCGACCAUGGCGCAGAGAAACCCUCGAGCUUUGUUAUUCCCGCCGAGGAAAUCUCGACCGGCCUGGAGUCUGAAGCACAAGACGACAGGGGUGGGUUCAAUUCCAAGAAUUCCGAAACGGAUGAGCAGAAUAAGAAAGCUAAAGAAAUCGAGUCUGAGGAAACACAGGACCCCGAAUCGACCGCCCUAUCGGAACCGGACGCGAACUCAUCUCGACCGCAAGAUGACGCAUACCGGACAAUAGAACCCUCCUCAAUAAUCCCCUCGGACGCCGUAUCGGACCCCUCCCAAAUUUCCAAUCUAAAUCCUGUUGAAGAGAGUACCGGGGCUGCUGGGUUGUCUAAAAAAGAGAGGAAGAAAUUGAAACAGUUGAAGGACAAGGAAAUGGCAUCUGGCGUUUUUGACGAGGGAAAUUCCAAUGAAGACAGCCAAGUUGGCGAACCUUCCUCUGUAUCUGAAGCGAAAAGAAAUGAAACGGUUAUGAAUGAUGAAACGUCAAAAGGGGACGAGACAGAAUCAAAGUCCGCCACAUUUGAUCUUGGCGAUAAAUCUUCGCCAGCUGAAGAGCCUGAGCCUACAACUCUUGGUGAUAUGCCCGUUGGAGAGCAGGACACUGGACUUCCCAGUACUUCUCAACAAGAUGUCUUGAGCGACGGGCUUCCUAAGGAGGCUGCUCAUGCUACCAAUGAGAGCCAAUCUCCUGUGGAUUCCGGGACUUCAGAGGCUGAAGCGAGGGCUGCCGGCCUCCGAGCUCAAGAAAAGGACUUGCAUGCCUAUCAAGAACCGGGGGACGAUGUGUCUAUAACACAGCCGGAACCCCAGCUUGAUGCUGACCCUGAAGCCAACCCACAGCUUAUCGUAGAGGAACUCCCCGAGAGGAAUUUAUCAUCCGUUGAUGAGGCUGUUGCAGUUGAGGAAGAAGCUCUCGAGGAUCUUGACAAACCUCUUAGUAAGAAAGAAAAGAAGAGGAGGAAGAAAGCUCAAGACGCAGCGCUGGCAGCAGCAACAGCAGCAGGACUAGCGGCGAUUACACCCUUGGAUCCAGACGCCCCCGAUGUGCUAGUAGCACAACAUGAGGUAGAAGAGGGCCCCAAGAAACUCCACGAGCCAACUACAUUGGAGGAAUCUAUCCCAGAUUCUCUCAACAUUCCUAUCGAGACUGAGAGUGCAGCUUCUCCUUCACAGCCUGAAAUGUCACAGGUUGAGGGGGCACCUCCGACCACCACUGAAACCGAGCCUGCAGUGGCGGUUGAGCCAGCAAUCGAAGAGGACCCGAGUGUUGAGUUUAAGAAGAGCAAGAAGAAGAAAAAGCAGAAGAAAUCUAAAGAGUCUGCCUUGGACACCGAAAGUCAAGCGCCAAUCUCUACGGAUGCUGAAGGACUCCUCGAGAAGGCUUAUGCGCCACCUGAAGAGGAAGUAACUCGCUCUGCGGAGCCUACAAUUACGCCCUUUCUAGAUUCUACAGUAGUUGAGCAAGUGGAGGAACCCCGAGAAGUGGACAAAUCUGGCGAUAAUGAAGCCUCUGCGGGUUAUAGUUCUACGCGAGAUCCUCUGACGGACCAUGUUUCUACGGAUAUAACUGGCCCUAGUUUUGGGAUAAACGAGUCUCCCGAAGCUUUCAAAGAACCUCUAGCAGCAACGAAGGAAUUGACUCAGCCGUCCCAAGAGCCUGUCGAAGGAUGGGAAGCUCCUGAAAAUGUCAGGGAAUUAACAGAGACAUUGAAGGACCCUUCAUUGGGCGAUACUACAAGGCCUGCCAGCCGGUCGUUGGAGAUGGGAAGUGACACUCUCAUAAGCGCGGAAAAGGAUGGAGGGGCACAAAAUGAUUCUGAUUUCAAGGAGCUACCCACCGAAUUGGAGCAUGCUUCCGACAAGCCACCUCCAUUUAAAUCUACAGCGACUACGGAUGCUACAGUUGAAAGCCUACAGGCAGAUGGCUCUGCAUUUCCUCUUGAGGAUGAGAUUCCAAAGGAAGACAGGGAAGAUACUUUAGCUUCGGGGCCCGAGGCUAUCAUCGAACCAGAACAGGUUGUGGUACCACAACCUGAAGCCAGGCCCGAAGAAAAAUCCUUGGAAGACUCACCUUUGGAAUUGGCAUCCGAUUCUCCAGCGGAUGCACCACAGACCGCGGAAACGGAAAGCUCGCCAGGGAAAACUGAUGAAAGCAAAACGUUGCCUUCCGAAAAUUCCUCACUUGGCCAGGCUGUAGAAACUCAAGACCUCCCCAACGUUUCAGGCUUAUCCAAGAAGGAAAAGAAGAAAAAGAAGAAGGAGGCCAAAGCCAAGGCGUUGGUUGCUGAAUCUAUUCUUGACCCUGUACCCGAGCCUCCCGCGGAGCCUGCCACUGAGCCUGGACCUACGUUGGCAUUUGAAGAUGAAAUUGGAGAAACCUCACCUGUAGUUAAGCCUUCCGCCGAGGUGGUGAAUGCGGCAGAGGGAAGCGCGCCCGGUUCUCGACUGGCAUCAGAGAAAGAUGAUACCGUCACCGAGCAGCUCUCACCAAAAGCUAUGGGAGAGAUCGAGGCGAGGGCGCCUGAGGUCGAAGUGCCAAAAGAAAUUGAGGCUAUCGAAGCCUCUGAAUCCAUUGAUGUCGCCGAGAAUAAGGGUCUUUCCAAAAAAGAGAGGAGAAGAAAGAAGAAAGAAGAGCAAUCAAAAGUUGCUGCCCUCGGUGAAGAACAGACCAUAGAAAGAUCAAUGGAUUUAGAGGAGGUAAUUGAAUCUGCUGGUGGCCAAUCAGGUGCUACCGCUGAAUCAGAUGCCAAGGAAGAGCGUCAAGAUCCAGGUUCCUCACUAGAAGAUCCCAUGGAUAUGCCUGUCCAAUCUGCACCGAUUCUCCGGCCCAACGAAAAAGAUGACAAGGCGCCCGAGGCCGAAGGCAAAAUGGGCGACAACUCGAGAGAUCUCGGCAGUAAGGAGCUCAGCGAACGGUUGCUAGCUCCCGCCAAGGAUGUCGAAGCUGCCGAAGAGUCAAGCCUCGUUUUUCAAGACACGCCAUCCCGAGUUGUAGAAACUCGCGAAACUCCCUCGACCAGUCAAGAAGACAUCCAAGAAGAGGAGAAAACGUGGGCUGACGACCGGGACAAGCUGGGAGGCUUAAGUACUGAGGUUCCAAGCCAACAAACCCCGGAGGAGGUGGCCAAGACCGUCGACACCGACAAGUCGGAUGUAGCCGAGCCCAACAUUUUUCCAGAGUUGGAAGUGCCAGUUGUACAAGACUCCGCCCUGGCUGCCAGGGAUGACGCGCCUAAUGCAGCUUCACCGCCUGUGGGUCCAGACACUCGCAUGCAGGAAGACCACGAUGACAAAACUUCUUCGCAUAUGACUGGGUUGUCUAGCAAGGAAAAGAAGAAGCUGAGGAAGAAGGCCAAGACCUUGGGCUUGCCUGAUCCAUUUUUAGAAGCCCCAGAAUCUCAGAAAGAAACCUCCACAGCCCUAGGCACCCAGGCUUCUGAGCUUGAGACAAGACCGGACUUGGAAGCUAGUAAAGCUCUCGAGCCAGAGGCUUCUAGGCAAGUGCAGGAACAGAUUGAAAGCAGCCGACUAGAUGCUACUUUGACAUCUGAGCCAAUCCCGGAAGAGCCGGAGGAUCGUCCAGCCGGAAGUCCGGACGUUGUAGAAAAUGAUGCCCCUGUGCAGAUCGGACCGCCGGAGCAGUCGUUCCCGCCUUUAGCUGAUACGACUAGACAAGCCGAACGCCAGGGACCUGAGUCGGCUGCGAAUCCGACAUUAGGCGAUGAGCAUCAGGCAAUCGAGGUUGAGACUGUUUUGAACGACCCUACCUCCAAAGAAGUACAGGCCAGUGACACAAAUGAAAAGGCUGAGUCUCUCAAACUCACUCCAACUGUGCUUCAAGGGGAUGAAGAAAAGCCAAGGCCUGUGCAAGACAAACCAGCGGCCGACUCAGUGAGUGAUGCUAAGCAGCUGGACUCGAACAUACAUCCUUCUCCAGAGACACCUGCGGCGCCUCUCUAUCAAGAACAACCGCAAGGAGACCGUGAACUGGAAGUAGCAGAGCCGCCGAAGAAGUUGUCGAAGAAGGAAAAGAGAGAGCUGAAAAAACAGGCACUUCUGGCCAGUGCAGGAGCCGUUGAAGCUACUCCCGACCCUCCCAGUAUUGAAUCUCAACCGAUCCUUGAACCCUCGAUCGAGCCCAAUGUUGAGAAUCAACCAUCUGCCAACGAUGGACAAGUGGUCGAGGCUUCACCUCGCUUAGAGGAAGACUCUGAGGCUCUACCUCCAGCUAAAAAGUCGAAGAAGGACAAGAAGAAGGAAAAGAAGUCCGCUCUUGCAGCAGCGGCGGCGGCAGCGGCGGCAGGCACCCUGGUCGCUUCCCAGUCACAAAACACAGCACCUAAAGAGACUCUAGACAUCCGUGCCGAUAAUGACCGGUCCCUUGAUGUGGAAGCUGCGCCUGCUAUCGAUGAGCCUAUGCCAGAUAUACCCGCAAGUGUCCCGGCAGAGGAAGCCUCUCUGGAGACUACGCCUUCUGGAGCCACUGGUCAGAAGCGUGACGAGUCAACUUUGGAGCAUAAUGACGAACAUGGUGGAGAGGAGGCUCAAGGCUCCGCCGCCCAAACUGAUGCAACCGUUGAUAUUCUGGACGUGCAGCAUAGUGAGGUCCCUCAGCGCGAACCUGAACAACAAGACGCAGGAGAAUCUGAGCAUCGCCCUCACCACGAAGAGCAACCUCGUGAAGCAGAUAAUUUGUCAAAAGUGUCAGAGCCUAAGCUUGAGUCAUCAGGUGACCAGCUUCAGGGCCAGCCUAAUGUUGAGACGUUAACAGAUACUUUCCCCACCAUUGACAAGGCUUUGGGGGAAGUGGAUGCUAUGGAAGGAAUAGAGCCAACUAGGGAGUUUUUCGACUCAGAGAUGGCUUCCCAGCCGGCGGCAACGCUCGAAGAAACUACGGAGCUCAACCUGCCUCAGCCUCAACUUCAUAUCGACGUUGAACCAGUUCUUGCGGAAUCUCACGAAGUUUCAAGGAAUGUCGAAGAACCAACAGCCAGCAAUGUGGACACUCGGCAAACCAAGUUCGUUCCACCUAUUGAUACUACAGAACGGGAUAGUGAUGUCUUAGAGGGAGCAUCGGAGCAAAGAUCGCGAAGGCUCGAGGAGGAAACUGAAGCGGCAAAGUCAAACAAGAAGAAGCAAAAGAAGGACAAGGGCAAAGACAAACAGGCGGUGACUUCAACUUUCGAGACGUCGAUGCCAGACCCUGCAACUUCAGCCAAAACGACGGUCCCGGAUCAAACAAAAGAGCCUUUGCUAGUAGAGAACAAGACAUCGAUGGAGGUUGAUAUACCAAAAUCUCUGGAAGAUGUUGCUUCGAAAGGGCUACCUUCAGCAGGUGAUGUUUCACAAGACAUCAUCCCUGUUCAUGUAGCUGUGCCUGAGGAGGUUCCUGGGACGACAUUCCCGGGCCAGUCAGCAACUUCUGAAAGGGAUAUCUUGGAUGCUGACAUGCACCGCAAGACGUCGUCUCCACCGAGAACUCCCAAGUCCCCAAGAAAGCCUCUUUCCGAUUUGCCUAAAGCAACCUCACCAAAAAGAGGUCUGGAGCAACCUCCAAGCACUGAAACGAAGGAAGAAGGCCUGGAGAAGACUUUGGCUUCUGCUGCUUCUGCGGCGGCCGCCGCAACCGCAAGUGGCUUUUCAUUUUUAGCUGGAAGAUUUGGUGGAUGGGGCAAUCAAAAGAAGGACGAGAAACCCGAGGUAGUGGAUAAGAGGACUUCACGGGAGAAAGAGGUUGUUGAACAUGACGAUCAUUCCUCCUCGAAGGGUGUUGAGAAAAAAAAGUUGCGAGAACAGGCUGAUGGCAAAAAGACUGGCGACAAAUCCAGUCGAAAACCUACUGAGGUCAAAGACUCACUAACGGAGAAAGUUUCGCUUGCCGCCAAAGAAAGCGACGAUUUCUGGAAGAGCCACGACGACCAUGUUACUGUCAAGGGCAAGGGAAAAGCGAAAUUGGAGACUUCGGUUUCAAGAGACAUUGAUGAUUUCAAAUUGACGAAGAGUGCUUCUAAAGGAAAGGCAAUUGAGAAGGAAGCUGCCAAAGAAAAAAGUCCUUCGAGCCAUAGGGGCAUAGCCGGACUUCUACGACGUGAACCUGACACAAAAGAGCCUGCCGGUAAGCUCUUUGAAGAAGACACACAUGCAUCAUCGACGUUAGGACGAGGGUUCGAUUCUACUUUUGUUGAUACUAGGGCAUCACCUACUCAUUCAUUACCUGUUGUUGAGGAGGUGCCAGAAAGUGAUGCCCCCAAGAUAUCUCGGGCCGCUACGAUGACUCCUGAUACCGGGAGGAGGAGGCUGAGGCGGUCGUCUUAUGGCACCCCUGUACUGGAGGAGCCCGUGACUACGAGGGCGACUCCAGAUCCGGAGAAGAAGAGGGCCAGGGCCGAGCCGGUAACGCCACUGGAGAAGGGCGAGCCUUCACCGCUACGAUUACAAAAGAUGAGAUCAGGUCCUUCACUACGACCGAGCUCGAGUCGGCGAAGGCUCGGUGAAGCUGUUGGCUCAGCAUCACCAUCACUGCGAAGGCUAGAAACCCGAGACCUGCGUUCACCUUCACCGGCGAGCGCACUGAAAUCGCCUUCGCCCGCGUCGCCUCCAUCCCUGCUCCCAGCGGCCGGGGUGGCAGCAGCAGCAGCACUAGGCGUUGGGGCCAUGGCGGGAGCGUUGAGAAGCACAGGGUCGCCCGACGAGACGAUGAGGGGCCGCCGCAGCGUGUCAGACAACAGCAACUAUCAAAGGCGAGCUCCAGGGCAGCGGGAGUCGCCUCAGAGUGCUGGCUCGGCCGAGCGCGGCGGGCCACGGAGAUCGGCGUCCAACACCAGCCUCCUGCGAAAACACACGCCUGAGCCACUCAAGUUUCGGCCUGAAACACCAGGCAUCCAGGGCGUUCGAUCCACCCCCACUCCACCGCCGUCUCUCCGCCGAGUCGACAAGCGCGUGAGCGGUGACCUUCGCUCACUCCGCCAGCAAAACAACUCGACUCCCGUCGCCAACGAGCGCCGUGUCCGCACCAAGGACAUGGGCGAUGUUUAUGAUGGCGUUGGGGAGGGCCGCAUUGGCUCGCCUCGUUCGCCCACACGGCCCCACAGCAUGCGUCGCCGCCAGAGCAUGCAGGUGCUCGAGCUCGAGUCCCGAGUCGAGCAAUUGAUUGCUGAGAACCAACAAUUGACCGCGGCCCGCGAGCAAGCCGAGCAGGGCAUCUCACACCGCAGCACCUCGGUCCUCGCCGAACGCGACGCCCAGAUCGAAUCCCUCAAGCAGUCGCUGCAGUUUCUACAGAACGAGGUCUCGCGCCUGACCGAAGUCAACAAUGGCCUCACAAGUGCCAAUGCCGAGCUCGCCCACAAGGACAAGACACGCUACGCUGAUCUCGAGGUUCGCCAUGCAGACGUCACCCGUGAGCUCGACUUGGCCCGCGGCGAGCAGAAUGCCUUCCAACAGACUAUCGAAGACAAGGACGCUGAGAUCGCCGAUCUGCGUGCUCAGCUUGAAUCUGCCAAGGAACAAAUCCGCGAGAUGCAACGCCAGAUUCUCGAAUCCAAAUCUUCUGACGCAGAAUUCCUAAACCUUCGCGAUGAAGACCACUUUGACCAUCGCUGCCAACAGCUGUGCUCCCACGUCCAGCAAUGGGUGCUUCGCUUCUCCAAAUUUUCCGAUAUGCGAGCUUGUCGCCUGACGAGCGAAAUCAAUGAUGAGAAAACCAUUGAUCGACUUGACAAUGCUGUUCUCGAUGGCUCUGAUGUCGAUAGAUACCUUAGCGACCGAGUCAAACGACGAGACAUCUUCAUGUCCAUGACGAUGAACAUGGUAUGGGAGUUUGUCUUCACUCGAUACCUCUUCGGCAUGGAUCGAGAACAGCGACAAAAGCUCAAGUCUCUUGAAAAGAUGCUUACUGAUGUUGGCCCUCCGCAAGCCGUACGCCAAUGGCGUGCCGUUACUUUGACCCUGCUGUCCAGGAGGGACACAUUUAAGCACCAGCGGGACCAGGACACGGAAGCCGUGGUUCAGGCCAUCUUCCAGACUUUAAGCAGGAUUCUGCCACCUCCAGGUAAUCUGGAAUCCCAGAUCCAGUCCCAGCUUCGUCGUGUCCUUCGAGAGGCAGUUGACCUGUCAAUCGAAAUGCGUACUCAGAAGGCUGAGUACAUGAUGCUGCCACCGCUGCAGCCUGAAUAUGAUGCGGACGGAGAAUUGUCCGCCACUGUUCAGUUUAAUGCCUCAAUGAUGAGCGACCGCAAUAGCAAAGGCCUCGCCAAUGACGAGCUGGAGGCCGAGGGGGCUAUUGUUCGAGUUGUUCUCUUCCCUCUUGUUGUGAAGAAGGGUGAUGAUGAAGGUGUUGGUGAUGAUGAGAUCGUCGUGUGCCCAGCCCAGGUGAUUGUGGCUGGCGACAACAGACAUAACUUUGGUGCCUCAAGCGAACUCGGAGGUACAUCUCUUGGUGCACGCAGUCGCUUGAGUGUGGUCACUGACAAAAGUUAA